AGACAGAGAGACAGACACGUGAUGAGCUUUACUGAUCAGGUUCAGAGGCAGAGAUACACACGGAGAGAGACAGGCCGGGGCACGGAGCCUGGAGCCCGGCCACCACUUCAGCCAACCUCCGGAGCACCACCGACACUUUGAGAGUUGACUUCGCCUUGUUUGUUUCCUCUGAGAGGAGGAGGAGGAGGAGAGGAGGAAGAGAAGCAGAGGAGGAGGAGAGAGGAGGAGGAGGAGAAGCCGGAGUAAAGUUUGUCCAAGUUUGCACAUCCCUUCGGAAACGCCAUUUUGAUUCCUCUCCUCUUCGGAGCGACUUUGCAGCCUCUUCCUCCUUUCUUCUUCUUCUUCUUUUUGUUUUUUUUUUUUAACUUCAUCUCCCCCCCACCAACCCCCCUCCUCGCUACCCACCCUCAUCAUCAUCAUCAUCAUCAUCCUCCUCGCCACGAUGUCUCGGCGCAAGCAGCCCAACCCCAACAAACUCCGCGCAGUCAUGGAGAAGCUUCAGGAGGAGGAAGGAGCCAGCAGGCAGGUGGACAUGGAGGACGGGCUCCUGAAGGAGGAGGCGACGCUCGGCGAGCUGAAAGAUACCAGAGACGCCUCCAUCACGGAGGAGCCGGACCCGGCGAGGCCGCCGGUGAUAUCUGCUUCUCCAGCUGCCAUCAACGGAGCCAAGGAGGGAGCAGAACCGCUCCAGAACGGAGACCUGUCCUCCAUCAACGCCAUGAUGUCAACGGUGAUGUCAGCCGCCGGGACGAUCAACGGAGGAGGAGGAAAUGAAGGAGAGAGCGGCGUUCCUUCAACCAGCUCCUCGGCUGGACCUUCUCCCAGCCCCUCACCCAGCAAGUCUCUGACGGCCGCCAUGAGAGCCCCGCCAGGUCGCAACGCUCGACGCAACCAGGACACCAAAGACGACAGCUUGGCCUUCAUCUGCCCGCUGUGCGACAAGAACUGCCAGACGCAGCACCAGCUGACCAUGCACAUCCGACAGCACAACGCCGACACCGGCGCCACCGAUCACUCCUGCAGCAUCUGCGGGAAGUGCCUGAGCUCGGCCUCGUCGCUGGACCGACACAUGCUGGUCCACAGCGGGGAGAGGCCGUACAAAUGCACCAUCUGCGGACAGACGUUCACCACCAACGGCAACAUGCACAGGCACAUGAAGAUCCACGACAAGGACCCGAACGGUCUGAUCCCCCUCAGCAGCCCUCCCUCCCCGACCAAACGCCGCCGUCCUUCCAUGAAGCGGCGGCAGGGCCUGGAGGAGGAGCUCGGAGACGAGCCGCCCAGUAAGAAGGUGAUGGAGGAUGCGGCGGCGGACGAGUUCAUGGCGGUCCACGGCUCCGAGGAGGAGCUGCUGCCAUGUCCCAUCUGCUUUAAGACCUGCAGCUCCAGACUGGACCUGGACGCUCACAUGGACACUCAUCCAGACACCAUGCUCAGGUGUGAUCUCUGCUGCCUUUCGUUCAGAACCCACCGCGGCCUGCUGCGCCACAAUGCUGGCGUCCAUAAGCUCCUCCCCCAGGACCCCAGCGGUCGUCCCUUCAUCCAGAACAACCCCUCCAUCCCCACCGGCUUCAACGACCUCGCCUUCAUCGACUUUUCCUGCAAGAAGUUUGCUCACAUCGCUCAGGUCUGGUGUGAGUCCAACCUGCGGCGCUGCAUCAGUAAGUUCCACCGUUUUGUCUGCGACUCCUGCGAUAAGGCCUUCCCUCUGCGCUCCGCCCUGGACCUCCAUAGAACCGUCUCCCACGCGGAGAAACCCGCUGCUGAGGUCGAGGACAGAGUGAAGGCCAACGGAGGGAGGCGGGCCGAGGAAGCUCAGGACGCUGGAGCUGGACCCCCAGCAUCAGAGCAGUCCAGUUUCCUGGAGGGUCUGGGCCUGCAGCACGUCUCUAAGGUGAAGCUCGGUCCGACGGACGACGAGAUCCAUCAGGCCCACCUGGACAGCAUCAAGGUGAUCCACGUGGAGCCGCUGUCCUUCAGCCUCCCCCAGGAGCCGGCCGCCGCCUUCCUGUCCGGGGGCCUGGGGGUGACGCUGGGCCUGGGGGUGGGGGGGCUGGCCGCCCUCAGCAUCCCGCUGCUGGAGGCGUCCAGCUCCGCCCUGCAGGGCCUGUCGCAGCGGGACGCCCUCAACCUGCUGUCCCUGCAGCCUUUCCAGGCGGGCUUCCUGCUGCAGCCGGAGGGGGGCGCCGCCACGGGCAGCGGCGCCUUGUCCAGCUGUAAGCCGGGGGAGUCCGGCGCCACCAGCGUGAUGGAGCUGGCCGACAUCCAGCAGAUCCUGAAGGUGGCGGCCGCGGCGCCCAACCAUAUGGGGCUUCCUCCUCUGGCCAAGGCUCCGGGUUUCUCUGGUCAGCUCCCGGGUCAGAAGGCCAUGCCGCCGCUGAAGCCCAAACCUCCCAUCAGCCCUCGCUGCAGCCUCAGUGCCACCACCCCUCCCCCCCUGCAGAGCUCCCAGCAGGCCUCACUGGGCUGCAUCAGCCCCAGCCUGCCCCCCCCAACGCCCUCCCUCUUCAAGUCGCCAUCCUCGGCGGGGGACGGCCCCCACAUGGAAGCAGAGUCGCCGGGCGAUGGCAAAACGGCGCUGUCGGACUCGCCGCCGGCUGCCGCCACGGUGGUCCAGGAGGAGGCGGGGCUAAACGUCCGGAAGGCGGGAGGCAAAGCCGGGCCCGCCGCCGCCAAAGGGACGUUCCCCUGCCGCUUCUGCGACCAGGUGUUCCCUCUGUCUGGCGCCCUGCAGGCCCACAUGCGCUUCCACCUGGGCAUCCUGCCCCACCAGUGCAACAUGUGUGACUACGUGGCGCCGGACAAGGCCACGCUGAUCCGCCACCUGCGCACGCACAGCGGCGAGCGGCCCUACGUCUGCCGCAUGUGCCACUACCCCUUCACCGUCAAGGCCAACUGCGAGCGCCACCUCAGGAAGAAGCACGCCAAGACGUCCAGGAAGGACAUCGAGAAGAACAUCAAGUACGUCACCUUCUCCUCCCCGUCCAUCACCGCCGCUCCCCCCGGCACCACGCCGGAGGCGGAGACGGCCUGCGAAACCACCUGCCGCUUCUGUGGCGAGGACCUGAAGACGUACCGCGCGCUGCAGAUCCACCUGCGCACGCACAACGGCUGUCAGAGGAAGCCCUUUGAGUGCCGCCGCUGCGGCGCUGCCUUCCUGGCCAAGCGGAACUGCAUCCACCACCUGCUGAAGCAGCACCCGGAGGUCCAGGAGCGCGAGAUCGAAGGUCACAUCACCACGCUCCUGCCCGCCGCCGCCGGCACGGCCCUGAAUCCAGCGGCGCUGAACGGGAUCAGUCAGCCCGCCGUGCUCCUGCAGGUGAAGGCGGAGGAGAUGGCUUACGCCGUAGAACUGGACCAGCCGCUGGACUUCUCUGCCAAGGGGCGGGGCAGCCAGACGGCGUCUCCCGUAAUCAAAACGGAGAACUCCUCCCACGGCUUUGACUGCUCCGACUCGGACCAGCCCAUCGACCUGUCCAUCCCCAGCAAGCGGCAGCGCCGGGAGGCGGACGGCGGUGCGGAGAGGGAAAUGAAGACGGAGCAGAAUGCCGCCAUGGAGCCGCAGCACCAGCUCGCCGUGGCGACCGAGGAGAAGACGGCCCUCCUUCCUCUGCAGCCUCCUCACCUGCUGAGCGGCUACCAGCUUCCCGCUGGAGCCACGCCUCCCUCCGCCAGCCGAGCUCAGCGCCUCAAGCCGCUGCUGCCCAAACCCGCCCCCGCCACCUCCUCCCCCCCCUCUGUGAAGGAUCUGGCGCCGCUCGCCUCCAUCGCUCAGAUCAUCCGCUCCGUCUCUGCAGCUCAGGGCAUGCUGGACGGAAACUCCUCAUCCUCGCAGGCCGACCCCGACGCCUCGCCGUCCUCCGCCAUCCUGGAUGCUCCGGGUGACGAUGCGUCUGACAGAACCUCCAGACGGCGGUCCAGGAAGAAGCCGGCGGCUCUGGCAGCGAAGGAGAAGGUCGCUGCCGGCGGGAUCGACCUGGAAUCCAGCGGAGAGUUUGCCAGCGUGGAGAAGAUGCUCGCCACGACCGACGCCAACAAGUUCAGCACCUAUCUGCAGACCGGAACCGCAGAGCUGACGGCGAAGAAAGAUGUGGAGCGAGCCGCAGCUUCCGGAGGAGGGGAGGAGAACGAGGGGAGGGGCGGCGAGGAGGCCAAGCCCGCCGGGGCUGUGGCGGCCAUGACGGUACCACAGACCAAAGGGAAGAAGAACGCCUACUCCAACUCGGUGCAGAAGAUGACCUGCCCCUUUUGCCCGCGGGUCUUCCCCUGGAUGAGCUCGCUGCAGAGACACAUGCUGACUCACACAGGCCAGAAGCCGUUUCCAUGCCCCCGCUGCGACGCCUUCUUCUCCACCAAGUCCAACUGUGAGCGCCACCUUCUGCGCAAACACGGCGUGACCCACAGGACGCUGCGACGCAACGGCGCCAUCGUGAACGACGGCUCACACGAGAGCGCCGAGAGCCAGUCUGAGACGGAGCAACCGGCGCCGGAACCCAGGGACCUCAUCACCACAGAACCAGGCCCGCCAUCCACCGUUAACAGCCCCGCCCCUCCUGAGAUCACCCAGCUGAGCCCCGCCCCCAAAGCAAGCCAAGGUUCCAGUCCAGCUGCAGAGCAGGAAGCAGAAACCACUGAGCAGGCUGAGCAGCAGGGGGCGCCAGAGAGCAGAGCAGCAGAAGGAAAGCAGCCACUGAGCAGCAAGGCCGACGUCACCGACGACGACGACUGUCACAGCAACAAGAGCCUCGACCUGAACUUUGGCAAGAAGCUCAUCGACUUCAAGCUCUCUUCGUCUUCCGCUAGCUCUGCUCCUCCUCAGGAGGCGCCGCCCUCCUCCUCCCCCUCCUCUGCUCCCCGGGAAGCAGCGGAAAUCUCCGAAGACCAGGAGGGAAGCAGCAGCCCGGCAGCCAAGCCCGACCAGAAACACGCCUGUCAGGUCUGCGCCAAGAGCUUCCGCUACGCCGCCACCCUUGCUCGCCACGAGAGGGCGCACCUCUGCGAGGAGACGCAGGCAAAGACUGAGGAGGAGGCACCUCCUGCCGCGAAGGUGGUGGUGGAGGAGGAGGAGGAGGGGAUGGAGGGCAAAGCUGCCGAGCUGGAGGCAGAAGAGAAGGAGGCGGAGGAAGACGAGAGCGACGGAGGGGAGAGCGGCGAGUCGGAGAAGGAGGAGAGGAGCGACGAGGAGGCGUCGGAACCAAAGAGCGCGGAGGGAGGGGAGGCGGCGGCGGGCGGACGGGUGGACAAGAGGAAGAAGAUCUGCACCGAGUGCGGGAAAAGAUUCUGGUCCCUGCAGGACCUGACCCGCCACAUGAGGUCCCACACAGGGGAGCGGCCCUACAAGUGCCAGACCUGCGAGCGCACCUUCACCCUGAAGCACAGCCUGGUCCGCCACCAGAGGAUCCACCUGAGGCCCCGCGGCGCCAGCGAUGACGUCAGCGAGGACGGCGACUCCCGCGCCCCCACCCCGACCUCCACCUGCCCGCCGUCGGAGAACGAGAGCGAGUGCGGGAGCGGCGGCGCCGGAGCCAAGGAGCUGGAGGAGGAGGGCGAGUUUCAGAGGGAAGAUUGGGCGGAGGGGGGCGGUUCUGAUCCGGCACGGCCCGCCGCCGCAGAGGAACCGGACAACGACAACGCCGCGCGGCAGGAGCCCUCCGCGGAAAUUCCCCGAGCUACUGAAUCAAAGACGACGACAAGCACCGACUCCUCCGCAACACCUGACGGCGCCAAAGAUCGUUCCGGCUCUCCCCCAGGGGGCGCCGCUGCGGCCCCCGCUGAAGGCUUCAUCCACGGCCUGCUGGAGAUCCACACCAAGCCCCCCCUGGAGCACCUCCUCCCUAACGGGGAGCCUCCGAUGGUGGGCGUAGACUGAAGCCCCGCCCCCGCCGCAGUGCCAUACCACAGAAGGACGUCCCCCCCACCCCACAUCGACGAAGAAGCC
Messenger RNA from Cyprinodon tularosa, 5938 nucleotides. RefSeq names its product ras-responsive element-binding protein 1-like. Gene Ontology annotation, molecular function: DNA-binding transcription activator activity, RNA polymerase II-specific; RNA polymerase II cis-regulatory region sequence-specific DNA binding. Gene Ontology annotation, cellular component: nucleus. NCBI's taxonomy places the organism in Eukaryota, Metazoa, Chordata, Actinopteri, Cyprinodontiformes, Cyprinodontidae. The record is from RefSeq and is a predicted model, not a curated record. Gene Ontology annotation, biological process: regulation of transcription by RNA polymerase II.